Molecule: messenger RNA, 2626 nt
Organism: Hemicordylus capensis (graceful crag lizard)
Lineage: Eukaryota; Metazoa; Chordata; Lepidosauria; Squamata; Cordylidae
Product: kelch-like protein 17
Exons: 7
Coding region: 415-2247 (610 amino acids)
Biological process (GO): DNA repair
Molecular function (GO): methylated-DNA-[protein]-cysteine S-methyltransferase activity; protein binding
Source: RefSeq, a predicted model, not a curated record
AGACAGGAUCAUCCUGUGUACGCACCGAGAGGCCCGGCUUCCCCCUCCUGCGCUGGGCAACCGCUCGGUCUCCCAGCCGCACGGACGCCUGAGACGGUUGCUAGGGGGAUUAAACCAUCUCGGCCCGACGUGGGGAAAGUCUCGGCUGCCCUUUUCCUCCAAAGCAAGCUUUUCUAAAGUGCCUGGAAGGAGAAGUUGGUUGCGUCCAAGGAAAGCUAAUGAGAGGGACUCUCGGCGAGCGGAGCGGGAAGAAGUUGCUGGCUGCAAGGUUAUUUCUGCACCAAGGUUUGUUCCAGGCCCCGCAAUAACCCAAAGUGAUUACCAGGCACCAAAUCCCAAUCUCAGAAAUGACUGGUUGAUGAGUCUCAGAGAAGGAGUCCUUUCUGUGGUUAUUCUUGAACCUAUAGAUGGAUUAUGGAUACCAACAAGGACCAGGAUGGUUGUGGACAGGAUGACAACAGUGUGAGGCCUAAUUCUUUGGGAUACUAUUUUAGUCAGGGGUUAAAACAGCUUUAUGAGACCCAGCAGCUUUGUGAUGCCACUCUGGUAGCGGAAGGGAGGAAAUUUCCCUGCCACCGGGCUUUGUUGGCCUCUUUCAGUCCUUACUUCCGCGCCAUGUUCACCAGACCCUUUAGAGAAUCCUGGGAAAGGCAAGUUGUGCUCAAAGAGAUGGCAUCUUCCAUCCUUCAGAGAAUUAUAGAUUAUCUCUACACUGGGCAGCUGCUGCUUACAUUAGAAACAGCUCAAGAUCUCUUUACAGCAGCUAGCAGGCUUGUGAUCCUUCCGCUGCAGGAAAUCAUUGGCAGAUUCCUUGCUGACAGCAUUUCCAUGGACAACUCCCUAGGACUUUACGCGUUGGCAUAUGCCCAUAACUACCAAGCUUUGCUCCGUGUAGCCACACGUCACAUCACCCUGAACUUUGAGCCUCUUUCUGAACAUGAGGCCUUCCCAGGUCUAGAUCUCACUACAGUGAUCAGCAUUGUUUCCUCGGACAAACUUCUGGUGUCUUCUGAGCUAACGGUUUACCAUGCUAUACAGCGCUGGGUGAAAUCUCAGCCAGCUCAGCACCUCUCACUGAUCAAGAAGCUGAUUGUCCAGGUCCGCCUCCCCCUUCUUACUUCAGAGGAAGUCACUGCCAUCCAGACAGAUAUCAUUGCACAUUAUGGGCAUGUUCAUCUGCAGUGGGAGCAGCUGGAUGGGGCAGAGAGGCUGGUGAAGAGUGGGGGUCUCAGGCACGGCAUGUACGAUGACUGGAUUGUGAGCCUGGGCCUCUUUGUAAGCAACAUGCAAGGAGGAGUAGUUGAGCGCUUGAAAACUCACUUCCUGGGGUUCAACCUACAGUCAGAAAACUGGGAGCAGAUUCCACCUUUGAUGUAUCUUGAUUCCUCUGGUUUCUUGUCUGUGGGACACAAACUCUAUGUCUCUGGAGGACAAACGCUUAAUGGCUCUGUCUUAGGCAGCCUACAUGAGUUCGAUGCUCUAACUGGCCAGUGGAUGCAGUUGCCUUCCAUGUCUGUGCCCCGGCGUGAACAUGGCUUUCUAGCAUGCAAGGAGAAGCUGUAUGCUUUGGGGGGCCGGAGUGGCCGAAACAUCUUAGAUUCUGCAGAAAGCUUUGAUGUGAUACAGAAGACCUGGGCUCCCAUUGCCAGCCUGCCCUUUGCAGUGAGUUAUUUUGCCUCUGCCUCCCUGAAGGAUAAACUCUACCUCAUUGGGGGAUUCUCUCACACAAGGGCAAAUGGCCUUGCUCACAGGGGCAUCCUGAUUUAUGACACCAGCUCCAAUCUGUGGAAUCAGAUGCCUCUGGCUUUUCAGUGUUACAAAUCAACAGCCGUGACCAUGGACAAUGGGAUCUUUGUCAUCGGCGGACUUGUGGAGGAGAGCAAUCGGCGAGAGACACCUGGCACUGUCAUCAGAGCUCUGAUCUCUGGCACCCAUAAAUGUUUCUUCCUCAGCGAGGAUGGCACAGUGAGCCAGGAUGUUGCUAUUCCAGAACUGCCCAUCCUCGUCUUACCACCUUGUGCCGUGCAGUGGCAGAGAAGAAUCCAUGUGCUGGUGGGGAAUACAAUUUACCAGUGGAAACCUGGGGAGUCAAGCUGGACCCGGAGUCGCAAAAGUGCUCCUAACACGAGGGUGACAUUCCUAACGGUAGUGAAUGGUGUGACCCUGAGAGUGCCAAAGAAAACUCUGCUGCCCCUUUUACGAGAAGCCUCAGCAGCCCUGACAGCAGCUUGGGUGGCAGAGAAUUAACAGCCUGAUUGAUACUUUCCAAAACUGACCAUUUCCUCAGUGCCUUGGUGUCACCUUCUGCCUUAAAUACCGGAUUCCAUGGUUCCAAGCUGCUCUCCUUAAUGCCAUCAGUGCUGAGUGAUUUCUUUAGCAGCAAAAUGCCUUUCCUUUGGUUCCUCCUUAUUGCACGUGAGACGAGGAGACUACAGUUCAGACAAGUGACUGGGUUGCUGAAUAAACAUCAUUCCUGCCUCCAGGCAGUUUCCUCUAUCAUAGAGUUGUUCUGAGUACCAUUUGCUAACAGAGAAAUGUAAGCAACCUGUAUGACUGGAGAACCUUCCUCCAAGUGAGGAGGGCUUCCUGUCCUUGGUUCAAAAUAAAAUCUUUCUGUUUGCUGUAA